CGGCUCGGACCUUCUGCCCUUCUCCAAGCUCUAAGCCUCCAGAAAUUAUUACAUGCGGAUGGGGAAGCUGAGAUAUUAGCCAUUCUUUGAGCUCUAAGCCUCUAACCCUCGUCCAUGGACACGAAUCGGCCACCCGACACGCUACCGGCCAACCGGAGUUUCGGAGGAGGCCAGAUACCGCCAAACCCUCGUAGUGCCGGCCACCGGCGGUCUCAUUCCGAGACUUUCGUGCGCCUCCCCGACGACUUGCUCUUUGACUCCGAUCCCGAUUUCAACAUCUCAGACAUCGACUUGCCAUCUCUCUCAGAUGACAAUGUUUCUGGCGGAAGUGCCACUGUGGCUCCGGCGAUCCCAGUUGAAUACGGUGGCAGAUCGGACGUCAGGGAGGCGCAUCCUGGUGGUAGGCCUGCCGGAGUUGGAGCUCAUUCGAGGAGCAUGUCGGUCGACGCGGCGUUCUUCGGGGCGAUGGGGUUUCAGGAGGUUGGUGCUGCCUUCGGCGUGGCGCCGGAGAAAAGGGCGCAUCAUCGGCACAGCAGCUCCAUGGAUGGGGAAACGUCGCCUUUCGAAGAAGAGUCCACGGGGUUGUCGGAUUAUGCGAAGAAGGCGAUGUCAGCGGAUAAGCUAGCUGAGCUGGCGCUGAUUGAUCCUAAGAGAGCCAAGAGAAUACUCGCGAACAGGCAAUCUGCAGCUAGGUCUAAAGAAAGAAAGAUCCUCUACACUAGUGAACUUGAGCGCAAGGUUCAAACUCUUCAAACAGAGGCUACUACUCUCUCAGCGCAGGUUACCCUGCUUCAGAGAGAUACUACGGGUUUAACAUCUGCAAACAGGGAGCUCAAACUGCGUUUGCAGGCUAUGGAAGAGCAGGCUCGACUCCGAGAUGCUCUGAAUGAGGCAUUGAGAGGAGAAGUUCAGCGGCUGAAGAUAGCAACUACACAGAUUCCAAACGGUAUUGAAAACACCUUCAAUAGGAGAUUUGAGCAGUCAAUCUCUAUCUCUCCCUUUUAUGCUCGUCCUCAACAGCUUCCAGGCCAAAGUGGGAACUUGCAGGCUCAGCAACUCCACUUGACUAGCCCUCUUCUAUCCUCAAAUGGCCAGUCAUUCAGUGAUCAUAAUCUCCAUGAUUCCAUGGAGCUCAUGUGAUGAUGAUAAUUCUUACCUGCUAUCAAAGUUGUGUUAUAAUUAGUUGUUGAAUGUAAAUGAAGUUCUUUGUUGUUUAAUUAUCAUUGAUUAUGAUUGUACUGCUUAUAACUAAAGCGGUUGUCUAUAAUAAUCAUAUCAUAUAGUGAUAUAGUGAUAUGCUUUCUUUCAUACACUUAUGUUUAGGAUGAAUUUUUCUGUGCGGACACCGGACGGGUAUAUCCUUCUGGUUUGUCUCUAUGAACAGUAUUUGCUAGAGACAAAAUCAGACAGUUUUUCUCGUCCGGUGUCCGCACAGAAUAAUCUUUCUAUGUUUAGAGAUAUACUUUACUUUUUGAAGGGGGUGGGUUGAUGUGAUGAAUUAUUUUUGUACCAACACUUUUUGUUCUAUUUAUAAUAUAGUGAUUUGAAUGUUUCCA
Messenger RNA from Dendrobium catenatum, 1556 nucleotides. RefSeq names its product transcription factor VIP1-like. Gene Ontology annotation, molecular function: DNA-binding transcription factor activity. The transcript has 4 exons. The record is from RefSeq and is a predicted model, not a curated record. Gene Ontology annotation, cellular component: nucleus. NCBI's taxonomy places the organism in Eukaryota, Viridiplantae, Streptophyta, Magnoliopsida, Asparagales, Orchidaceae. Bases 115 to 1140 code for a protein of 341 amino acids. Gene Ontology annotation, biological process: regulation of DNA-templated transcription.